Molecule: messenger RNA, 5340 nt
Organism: Choloepus didactylus (southern two-toed sloth)
Lineage: Eukaryota; Metazoa; Chordata; Mammalia; Pilosa; Megalonychidae
Gene: MTA3
Product: metastasis associated 1 family member 3
Exons: 17
Coding region: 264-1880 (538 amino acids)
Biological process (GO): negative regulation of transcription by RNA polymerase II
Cellular component (GO): NuRD complex; nucleoplasm
Molecular function (GO): histone deacetylase binding; sequence-specific DNA binding; transcription corepressor activity
Source: RefSeq, a predicted model, not a curated record
CCCCCCAAGAACGGGGCUUGGUGGGGCCAGGGAACCACAGCCAGAGGUGGGGAGUUGAGUUCUGCCUGGACGUUUGUCUGCUGUCUGCCUCCUUCUCAGCCUUCAGCAGAAGAGAGAAAUAAGAUUACGUCUACUUUGAGAAUUCCUCCAGCAACCCAUACCUAAUCAGAAGGAUAGAAGAACUCAACAAGACUGCAAGUGGCAACGUGGAAGCAAAAGUAGUGUGCUUUUAUAGAAGACGAGAUAUUUCCAACACGCUUAUAAUGCUUGCGGACAAACAUGCUAAAGAAAUUGAAGAAGAAUCAGAAACUACAAUUGAAGCUGAUUUGACUGAUAAACAGAAACAUCAGUUGAAACACAGGGAACUCUUUUUGUCACGCCAGUAUGAAUCUCUGCCUGCAACACAUAUCAGGGGAAAAUGCACUGUUGCCCUUCUGAAUGAGACAGAGUCAGUACUGUCAUAUCUUGAUAAGGAGGAUACCUUUUUCUACUCCUUGGUUUAUGACCCCUCAGUGAAAACACUAUUAGCUGACAAAGGUGAAAUCAGAGUGGGACCUAGAUAUCAAGCAGACAUUCCAGAAAUGCUCUUAGAAGGAGAAUCAGAUGACAGGGAGCAGUCAAAAUUGGAAAUUAAAGUUUGGGAUCCAAAUAGCCCACUUACGGAUCGACAGAUUGACCAGUUUUUAGUUGUAGCGCGUGCUGUUGGAACGUUCGCGCGAGCCCUUGACUGCAGCAGUUCUGUGAGGCAGCCUAGUUUGCAUAUGAGUGCAGCCGCAGCCUCCCGAGACAUCACCCUGUUUCAUGCAAUGGAUACAUUGUAUAGACACAGCUAUGAUUUGAGCAGUGCCAUUAGUGUUUUAGUACCACUUGGAGGACCUGUUUUAUGCAGAGAUGAAAUGGAAGAAUGGUCAGCCUCAGAAGCAAGUUUAUUUGAAGAGGCAUUGGAAAAAUAUGGCAAAGACUUUAACGAUAUACGUCAAGACUUUCUCCCUUGGAAAUCAUUGACUAGCAUCAUUGAAUAUUAUUACAUGUGGAAAACUACUGACAGAUAUGUGCAGCAGAAACGUCUAAAAGCAGCAGAAGCUGAGAGUAAACUGAAACAAGUAUAUAUCCCAACUUACAGCAAACCGAAUCCCAACCAAAUGUCCACCAGCAACAGCAAACCUGGCACUGUGAACGGAGCCGUGGGGACCACAUUCCAGCCUCAGAACUCCCUCCUAGGGCGAGCCUGUGAGAGCUGCUAUGCUACACAAUCUCAUCAGUGGUACUCUUGGGGCCCGCCUAACAUGCAGUGUAGAUUAUGUGCAACUUGUUGGCUUUACUGGAAGAAAUACGGAGGUCUGAAGAUGCCCACCCAGUCGGAAGAAGAGAAGUUAUCUCCCAGCCCAACCACAGAGGAUCCCCGCGUCAGAAGUCACAUGUCCCGCCAGGCCAUGCAGGGAAUGCCAGUCCGAAACUCUGGGAGUCCAAAGUCUGCAGUGAAGACCCGUCAAGCUUUCUUCCUUCACACUACAUAUUUCACAAAAUUUGCUCGUCAGGUCUGCAAAAAUACCCUCCGGCUGCGGCAGGCAGCAAGACGACCGUUUGUUCCUAUUAAUUAUGCUGCCAUUAGGGCAGAAUAUGCAGACAGACAUGCCGAUCUAUCUGGAAGUCCACUGAAAAGCAAAAGCACUAGGAAACCUUUGGCAUGUAUCAUUGGGUACCUAGAGAUCCAUCCUGCGAAGAAACCUAACAUAAUUCGAUCUACACCAAGCCUGCAAACCCCAGCUACCAAGCGGAUGCUAACCUUGCCAAAUCACACAUCCCUGAGCAUUCUGGGGAAAAGAAACUACACUCAUCACAAUGGCCUGGAUGAACUCACAUGCUGUGUGUCAGACUGAGCUCUCCCCAUUCCAUGCUGUGAUCCAGGACUUGCUACACUCUCCUACCGAUGUUCACAGCCGUGCCUGGGAAGGAGGUGGCCCCGUUCUUGGUACAUUUCAUGGGAGACCUCGUGUGCGCCCCAUAGAGACCUGAUGGGACAGGGGAAGAAACUGAGGCGUGCACGUUCCAGAGGCCGCAUCUCCAUGUGUGACUCAUUAUCCCCUUGCUCUCCUCUCAGAGACCUCGCUGUCCCAGAGCGGGACCUGCUUGAGAAUUGAGGGGACGAGGGAGCCACUCCACCUCCUCCCUGCUCCUGCACCCCACAUCCCAAAGCAGCGGCUCCUCGGGGCCGGGUGGGCUGCAGGAGAGCUCCAAGCCGCCACCGCCCUGCAUGCGUCAGCCCAGCUCAGUUUUCAGCUGUAUAGUUGUGUACAGGAGGGACAUGGCAUCUUUCUGAACAGAUUUGUUCUUAAGAAGUGUGCCAUUAUUUAUUCAGUUUAUAAUUUUCCCCUAUCCUUGCCAUUACUGUCACUUGGUUCUUUCUCAAUAGCUUCAUUCCAUUUUUUUGUAAUGGGGAAAUUUUGCUCCUCACCCCCUGGAUACUGUCUUUGACCCCCUCUCCCCCACACCUCCAGGGCACAGAAUUACUUGAGGUUCUGACAAGCUGCUGAGCCUGUAAGCUCUUCCUGCUUGUCUGCAUUUUGUCACUGGGAAGAGGCUGGAGUUCUGCUUGGUCCCAGACAACUCCAGCAAGAGCAAGUGUCUAAACUCUGCCAGGCGUGUGUAUCACUGUGAUGAGCCAUUUGCUUCCUGUCCUCCCCUGCAGCCAAACCAGCUGGCCGGGAGCUGCAGCCAGGUGGGUCCUACGAUGGGUCACAAGCCACCCAGUUUUAUUUUAAGCACAUAGAACCUGUUUGGCCUAGGAGGGUGGGGUGAGGGGACUGUGCUUGCAGGUAUGAGUCUAUGUAUGUGACACCAUGAACCCCGACCCCUCUGGCCAAAAUAGCUCUGUGAGCAGAUGUGCCUGGGCCCUGGGAGACUCACCUGCUCCUUGGUCCCCAGUGUCCUGGGCUCUCCCCGUCUGCCGUUAACACCAGCCCUUGGUGGCAUCACGGCCAGCUGUUCUGCUCUGUGCACAUGGCUGCAGGGACAGGAAUGGCUUAGGGCCUGAUGAACUCCCUGAGCAGAUGUGAGUUUCGCCACCAUCCUGCCCUCCAUGCAGGGACAGGCUGCAGGGUGCAGGGUCAUGGCACCGUGAAGGACACCUGGAGUCUGACAUCCCAGCCGUCUCGGGACUGCAGCUGGGAGGCUGCUGGAUGGCUGGGAGUAGGUACCCCGAACAGAGCAGGUUGUUUCAAGACAGUGCAGCUACAAUUGGAUUGAACUGCCCAGGACAAGUGAGGUAUCACUAAAAUGCUGAUGACAUGCUAGAUGCCUGUCUCCUUGGAGGCCAAGUUCAGCUGAGCAAAGCAAACGUGAUGUAUGAUGGUUGGAAGCUGUGCCCUGAGCUCCAGCUGUCUCUUCUGUUCCCAGCUUUGCAGUCAUCUUCGCCUCUCUGAGGAAGAGUUGGCUUUCAUCUUAGGUUUUUGCAGGGAUGGCCAGGGGCCAUUUCCACCAUUGCCAAUUCUUGCAGCUGCACUGGCUUUUGGCUUGGGGCUGCUGAGGAGUGUCAGAGGUGCUCAGUGAGCUGGGUGGCGGGGGCGGGCAUUCCCCACUGGGUUCCCCACAGAAAGUCCCCUCCAGCAAGGACACCAGGAAGAAGAGACAUCUGGCUCAUCACUGAAGAAAACAGCACAGGAUGGCUUUCUCUCUGGCCCUUGUCAUGGAUUUAUGGUCCCAUGUGGACAUAGAAGGUGAAAUGGUUCUCUUGCCCUUUCCCUUUCCUAACCCCGGUAAGCUGCCCAUGACUUCACUGCCAGCGUCCUUCUUUCUUCCUGUUGGGAGAGCAUCUGUCUAGGCCCAAGAGAUGUGGAACCUGGGGCCACGCCAGGUCUUGAGGAAGAACAGAGAGGCCACCCCAGUCACAGUUUGCUACUAGCUUUGGGAAAAGACCAGCUCAUUUUGAGCCACACAUAUCAAGAGGGCUCUUCCUUCACCUGGUUCUGCAGUCCUGUUCUCCUCCGGAAAGAUGUCAAGUACCGUUUUAUGCUGUCACUUCAUCUCCGAAAAGUCCCCCAGUGUCCUCAUUGAACACUCCGGGGAAUGUUCUAUUCCUUGCCUUUGCUGUUCCGAGAGUUGGUGCUGGAGGGUGUCCCAGCCUUCCCCGCACCAGGCCACGGCAUCACCGUUGUGGCGUUGCCCAAGGCCUUGCUCGGUGGGCAUUUGGGUGGACGUGCAGACUCCAUCUGUGUAACCCACGGCAGACGUGCCCAGGGUGAAGUGCCAAGGCCCUUCUGGGCUCCGUUGGAUGAAAGUCUUCCUCUCCUAGAUCAACUCCGGCCCACCCCGGUUUCCUAAAGGUGGUGCAAGAGGAUAGGAGAGUGUUGCAGAAACAUUUUAGUACGACUUUUGUCCACAGCCCAAUUCCUUUUUGCCUUUGUAUCAGGGUCCAACCAGGAAAACAGAAACCAGAGAGAUUUUAAUCUUGGGAACUGUUUAAAACAGUUUCCCAACGGGAACCGAAAGGCCAAACAGGAGCGAAGUGCAUCCCAGAGAUGGGGAACAGCAGGAAGUUGCCACCUCCCCAAGGCUGGCAGGACCCAGGAGGAGGCCAGGCCACCAGAGUCAGGGCCAGAGCCACUGGGAGGUACAUGGGCCCACAGACGGCCUGUCUCACAGAAGCUGAGCCCCCCCCAGGUGAUGGGGUUCAUUGUCAGAAACAUCCCCAAGGCAGAGAAGGGGGGAGAAAUUGCAUGGCUUCUCCUUUCUCUUGCCCUUCAGAUGCAGGUGCUAUGUAAGCUAAAUCCAGCUGGAGCCAGUGGGCCUGGGGUUCUGGUUCCGGCUACCCCAGCAGUCUGAGCUACCCCCACCCCUCAGAGCAGAGCAGGAAGGGCAAGGAGCAGGGCCAGUGUGGCCUGGCUCUGCUCUGUUGUCAUGUCUGAGCUUUGUGUUAAUGCCCCUUUGCUGUCCCAAGACCCCAGUGAGGGAAGACCAGGGUGCGGCCCCCUUGUGUGUUUGUAGAUUCUGUUUUACUCUGGCUAGAGAUGAAAGUGCUUUGGGGAGAGAGGGGGAAAGCCUUUAUUUACAGUUGUCCCUGUUUUCCUUUGGGGAAAUUCACCCAUUGAGCAAUCCCUGCCUUGCCAUUCCUCCUAAGGAAAACCAUGUCCCAGUUUCUGUCCACCCAUCCCCAUCCCCCCAACCCCAAUCUCUAGUGUUCCUGCCAGAGAACACUUACCCAGGCCAUGCCCCAGUGAUCAUGAUUGUUUCCCCAGGAUAAUUCAUUCAGAGCGUGAUAUUACAAUGUGGACCGUCUGUCUGUAAGUAGAUGCCAGCUACUAAUCAAUUUGUAUCGUGUUUCCAAUAAAUUUCUGGAAAUUA